AUGUCCAUCAUCGACCGUGUAGUCCUUGUAUCCGGUGCCUCCAAGGGCAUCGGUAAGGCGAUUGCCCUCCAGGCCGGUAAAGAAGGUGCCUAUGUGAUUGUCAACUAUAACUCCGAUGCGCAGGGAGCCGACAAGGUCGUCGCGGAGAUUGGGGCUAGUCGCGCGCUGGCCGUCCAGGCGGACAUUUCCAAAGCCGCAGAUAUUGACCGACUGAUCGAGGCAUCCGUCACACGGUUUGGCAAGAUUGAUGUGGUUGUCCCGAAUGCGGCCUAUCUGCCGUUGGCAGAUGUUGAGGCGGCAACGGAAGACCAGUUCGAUAUGGCGUUUGGCGUGAAUGUUAAAGGGCCAUGGCUUCUUGUGCAGAAAUCUCUUCCCUACAUGAGCAGCGGCAGCACUGUUAUCUUCAUCUCCUCGGACUUGACUGACUUCAAUACCUUGCCGCCACAGUUCUUUCUCUACAUCUCGACCAAGGGAGCACUGAAUCUGAUGGUACGGUCGAUUGCGCAGACCCUGGCAAAACGUGGCAUCCGCGUCAACGCUGUGUCGCCAGGCCCAACCGAAACCGAUUCUUUCUUCAAGUCCAAUAACGACGACAGUAUUCGGAUGUUGGGGGAUCUCAAUCCGUUCAAGAGGCUUGGGAAGCCAGAGGAGGUUGCGGCAGCAGUGAGCCUGCUGUGGCGCCCAGAGAGUUCGUGGAUUUCGGGACAAGUUGUCAAAGUGAAUGGGGCAACCGCCUGA
Molecule: messenger RNA, 738 nt
Organism: Penicillium griseofulvum
Lineage: Eukaryota; Fungi; Ascomycota; Eurotiomycetes; Eurotiales; Aspergillaceae
Product: Glucose/ribitol dehydrogenase
Exons: 2
Coding region: 1-738 (245 amino acids)
Source: RefSeq, a predicted model, not a curated record